Messenger RNA from Ziziphus jujuba (common jujube), 839 nucleotides. RefSeq names its product phosphatidyl-N-methylethanolamine N-methyltransferase. The coding region runs from base 121 to 615 and encodes 164 amino acids. The transcript has 2 exons. The record is from RefSeq and is a predicted model, not a curated record. Gene Ontology annotation, molecular function: S-adenosylmethionine-dependent methyltransferase activity. Gene Ontology annotation, biological process: phosphatidylcholine biosynthetic process. Lineage: Eukaryota; Viridiplantae; Streptophyta; Magnoliopsida; Rosales; Rhamnaceae.
CUGAUUCCGUUUAUCAUUUUGUGGCCUAAUUUGACGCGUAAGGAAGGGGACGAAGGCAGGGGACGGAGGCGCAAUAAACACCAUUUUCCCAGGAAAGUGAAAGAAAAAACGAGCGAGAAAAUGGGGUUAGCAGCAGCGAUUGGGGUAGUCAUACCUUUCCCAUUCUACUAUUGGCUAUGGCAUUAUCCACGGACAUGGGUAGACCUGUGUGGGAAAGUGCGAGACCCAUCGAAAGUGAUGGCCUAUGUAUCCCAUGUCCUCAAGCUCAUUCAGCUCCUCUCCCUCUUCUCCGUCUCCACUUUCUCUUGGCCUCCUCCUCUCUACUUCUGGCCCCUCAUUGCCUUUGGCCAGUUCCUCAACUUCAGGGUGUAUCAGUUGCUGGGUGAGUCCGGGACUUACUAUGGAGUACGUUUCGGAAAGAACAUUCCCUGGGUGACAGAAUUUCCAUUUGGGUAUAUACAAGAUCCUCAGUACGUAGGAAGCAUUAUGAGUUUAUUUGCAUGUCUAUCUUGGGUACCUUUUCAAUACAUUCUCUUGUGGACAUUAGGCUAUGUGUUUAUGAUACAUAUAGAAUCGAACGAAGAUCCUACUACCCGUGCCAAGCCACUUUCUUAACUGCAGCAGUUGCCAACAGACAGAACAAAUAGCAACCAUGGAAUAAUUGAGCCAUGGAACAAUUUUACCACAUUUGUUCUAUGAAAAAUGCAAGAUUUUCUUGUUUAGAUGACACUUAGUUUUGAUGUCUUGUUCAUUUAUGCUAAAUGUGUUUUUAGUUAUCUUUAUCAGAGAUUUAGUUGUAACGACAUUGAGUUAUUUAUCCAGUAUGGUAGUUCCUCUUA